GUGUUUCGCGUCUUUUCCAGCCUGGACAUUUUCGCUGAUUUUAUUGGAACAUCAAGAACAUCUUGAGUGAGCUGCGGAAGCCACCUCGUCAGAUACGUUGUUGGACGGCUGCUCUCGGGAGACGGAACCAUCGGGCACACGCCAAAAUCAAGUCUUUGUACCAGAAGAGAUAAUGAUGACAUCGCAGCAGAGCCAGUACAUCAGGCAGCACCGAGUUGGGCUUGUGACUUGGGAGAAGCUUUAGAAACGUCAUCAGAACCAGCGUGUGAGCCGGGCCACGUCACCGACAAAUCUGUUCAAGUGCGGCUACUAACCCACCACGAAGCAUCACAAGCAGAGGAAAAGAAAAUUCUAUCAACAAGUGCUACGCAAACAGAGCCUCAAGCUUCAGGUUCCUUGGCUUUUACGUCUCUGGAACCGGCUUCUUCAUUGGUGCCUGUACGAAGUCGACUGCAUUCCUGCCAGGAGUGCACCUAUGUGACACAUAAAAAGUCAAAUAUGACCAGACACCUUCGGAUACACACAGGCGAACGCCCUUUCCAGUGCCACCUGUGCCCAGCAGCAUUCUCUCAGGGCACCAGGCUGGUGGCUCACAUGCGCAAUCACACAGGAGAGCGUCCCUUUUCCUGUGUUCAUUGCAAGGCAUCCUUUUCGCGGAAAAAUGCCCUUACUGUUCACAUGCGUACUCACACAACAGAGUGCCCCUUUUCCUGUGACCAGUGCAAUACAACCUUUUUGAAGAAAUGCAACCUCAUGAGACACAUCAGCACACACACAGGCGAGCAUCCAUUUUCCUGUGCCCACUGCAAUGCAUACUUUGUGCACAAAAGGAGCCUCAGGAGACACAUCCUCACGCACCACAGAGGAGAGCGUCCCUUUUCCUGCGUCCACUGCAGUGCAUCGUUUGUGAUGGAAACUGAUCUCGUGGCGCACAUUCGCAUUCACACAGCACAACUUCCAUUCUCCUGUGUCCACUGCAAUGCAUCCUUUAAGCAGAAAAAGAACCUCUUGAGACACGUCCGCAUGCACACAGGAGAGAGAUGCUUAUCCUGUGUCCAAUGCAAUGCAUCGUUUGUGUCUAAAUACUACCUCCUUCAGCACAUGCGCUCUCACACAGGAGAGCGUCCCUUCUCCUGUGUUCACUGCAAUGCAACCUUUUCGCGCAAAGGGAUCCUCGUGAUACACAUACGCACUCACACUGAAGAGCGUCCCUUUUCCUGUGUGCAUUGCGAUGCAUCCUUUAAGCACAAAACGGCCCUCGAGAGACACGUCCGCAGUCACACAGGAGAGCAUUGCUUUUCCUGUGUCCGCUGCAGUGCAUCAUUUGUGACUAAAUACGACCUCGUCGAGCACAUGCGCUCUCACACAGGAGAGCGUCCCUUCUCCUGUGUUCACUGCGAUGCAUCCUUUUCGCGGAAAGGGAGCCUCGUGAUGCACAUACGCAGUCACACAAAAGAGCGUCCCUUCUCCUGUGUCCAUUGCGAUGCAUCCUUUAAGCAGAAAAAUGCCUUUGAGAGACACGUCCGCACUCACACGAGAAAGCGUCCCUUCUCCUGUGCCCACUGCAAUGCAUCUUUUUCACGAAAACACAUCCUCGUAGACCACAUUUCCCGCCGUCAUAAAAAUGGCAAGCCAUAAAUGUGACGGGCCUAUGGGCUUUUCUUAAGGUGUGGCCGAGAGAGCAGAGUUUGUUGAAUAAAAGUCACUGUGAAAGUUUGGUUUCAAGGGACCCAAAGGCAAAUAAUAACAUUGCAUGUGAAAAUGAAAGGCCAAUUUUUGAGAACGUCUAAAGCGUAAGUGUUAGCAGCAGUACUCUACUAACCGAGAAAUUUAGGUAAGUAUAGCACACAAUAUGCGCCACCAGUGGCACAUUUAGGAAUGAGCCCGAUGACGUCGAGCGUCCCAAAUACAGUAAUCACUAGAGGCCGUAUUUUUAGUCAUUAAAAAAGCUCAUUUUAGGUGCCAAAAGUAGGCAGGCAAAAGAACGUUUUAGGCCUCCAAUAUCCUAAAUAUAGGCACAAUAAAGUUUCACAUAAAUACAAAUAAUUUCAAACACAGACGUGCGCGACCUAUGUCUAUGACAGGAAAACAAAAAAAUUACAUCAUCUCCCGCUAAAGGGUACCAUGAGGCGAUGCGAAGCCGGAGCACUUGCACGAUCGCUUUCCGUUGGUGUUCGCUGGGCAUGCCACCGACCUCGCGCCGUGGAACGCGAAGAGGAACACUACGCGUGUCGUGUCUUCUUUCUAGCCUGGCCGUUAACUCUCACAGGGCGUGCGGGGAACGUCGGCAGGCGCGCGAGAGAGAGGCAGCGUAGGAGAGAGAGAGGGGAGGGGACGCGCAUGCGUUGGCCCUCAUCGCGGCGCUGCGCAGGAGAGAAUUUCGGCAUGUCGAGCCCGCAUUUCAGAGGAGCCAACCGAGGCAAGCGCUAGACUGAACGCGCGCUUCGCUCUACCACUUGAAGGACAGGAGACUAGAGGAGGAGAGUAGCGUAUGCGCCGUGCGAGCAGAAGCGAGAACGCAGGAGAAGCGCAAGCAGGUGCUGGUAGAGAAGUGGAGAGAGUAACGCUUAGCUGUUGGAGAGAGGGAAGGAGGAGAGUCGCGCAUGCGUAGUGUGAGUGCGGACUACUACGCCGCGUGCGGAUUACCACGCCGCGUUACAUACCCCCGAGCAAGAGAUACUUCGCAUCUAAAAUGUUAUUGCUUAAGAUGGCACAAAGGUGUCACCAGUUGAGCAUCGCCGUGCAAUUGUGCUUUUUCCCGCAUGGUUCGCAGAACACGAUCUCUCCCGUGUUCUGCACGGUGAGUCAAGUGUCCAAUGUCGAAUCGGCACACUCCCGGGUGUCUUUUCGGCAUGACUGAGAAGGGUCUCUGAAAGGCCUGAAUGAGAAGGAUCCCUCCUAUUUGCCGGGUCGAAUCGCGUAUAGCCAUUUUAUCCCCUGGCAUUGAGCCACUGGCGUCGCCAGGCGGGGCUGGGGAAGGGGGGUUGUAUUCGGGGGUUUCAACCACUCCGCCCCGAGACUUUUCAGUUUUGCAUGUGUAUAUAUACACGUACAAACGCACGCACGAAGAUACAUAAAGUAUAGUUGAACACCCCCCCUCCCGAAAAAAUUUCUGGCUGUGCUAUUGUAGUGAACACCUUAAAAACUGUAUUAAAUGCAAAACAGAUGCUGCGUGCAUAUCACAUUUUUCUUUCUUUUCUUGCUCUUCACUCUCCGCCUGCGGCUUUGGUGUUUCGCAUUCGCCAACCACUCGCGCCAUGUCAGCGCGGCGGCGAAUUCUCGCCGGCGUGUCCCACUUCACUGCUGCUAGCGGUUGUUUUAGGGAGUUGGUUGAACUAAAGGACUAGGUUGAACCCCAUAGCUCCGAACAGUCAAUGUUGCGUGGUAGCAUGAAUAACAGGCUCGAACUGCAGCCGGGAGGGAAAGUUGAGGCUAAAUAGUGUUCAUAUAGGCAUUUGUAAGCAUUUACACUAAGAAAAAAAUCGAGUAUUUGGGGAGUCUUUCUGCCACACAACAACAAUCGUCAACCACCUCGCGUACUCUCCUCGCGUUAUCACCGUGGUCCCGGCACUUCCCUGUCACGUACGACGCGCGCAUUAUCAGCGUGGCAUAGCAUUCUUGAUAGGAAAGUGACGAGAGCCAGGUUUUCAAGAAAGGAAACGCGAGCAAGCCGGAUGACUAAUAUUGUUGUGUGGCAGAAAUAGUCCCCAAAUGCUCGAUUUCUUCUUAGAGUGUAGACACGAACGCCAAAAACACCUUUUCAAAUUCUCACGCCAGGGGGGCGCCAUAUUGAAAUGCGUGCUGUCUAACGCGCAAGUAUGGUGGCUAGAGCACCAUAGUGCAAGAUUGGCGAAAUCGCCAUCUUGGGCUGCGCGUACUCGAACCGGCGCGCUAUCCGUUCGUGCGAGAUCCCUGCUAAAGCCUGUGUUUGCUGAUUUUUCGUUUCUGGAGACUGUUUGAUGUCGUCGCUGCCUCUGACCGAUUCGUCACUGUCUGAACCGUUCAGCGGCGCGCAUUCACGCUUGCGACGCAAGAAUGAGCUCCGCGUCUGCGAACGGCAGUGCUUCGUCGUCGGUCAGUAGCAGCAAGCCUAGCACCGGGUCGAUCACGGCGUGAAGUGUUAAUAAUCGGUAACUAGAGUGUUCUUACAGCUGCCUACCGCUUUCCUUCAUUGGCGUACUAGAAGUCUACGGAUUAUCCAUCAGUUUCACCCCUCCGCGCAUACUCAUUCGCGGCGCGUAAGUUUGUCAGCUGUAAACUGCAAACACUGCACAAUCCUUCUUCUUCACAGAUACAUUGACCUACAUUCACCCCAACGACGUCGAAGACUAGGUCGAGGACACGUGUGAGUGGCCAGAAAUACGGCGAGUGAACAUUUUAGAUGCGAAGCAUCUUAUAGCGGAGUUCAAACCGGUGGUGGUGGUGUGCGGCGUGACCACCGUAACUGCGCAUGCGCAAAUCUCCGCUCCCGCUCCCCUUUCCUCUUCUCCACUCUAAAAUGCGGGCUCGACAUGCCGAAAUUCUCUCCUGCGCGAUGCCGCGAUGAGCGCCAGCGCAUGCGCGUCCCCUCUCCUCUCCUACGCUACACCCAUCUCGCGCGCCUGUCGACCGCGUUCCCCGCUCGCCCUGUGAGGAUUAACGGCCAGGCUAGAGGGAAGACACGACACGCGUAGCGUUCCUCUUCGCGUUACACGACUCGAGGUCGGUAGCAUGCCCAACGAACGCCAACGGAACGCGAUCGUGCAAGUGCUCUGGAUUCGCAUCGCCUCAUGGUACACUUUAGCGGGAAGUGGUGUAAUUGUUUAUAGCUCGUUAAGGCGAAUGCGUGGGGUUUUCGCCAGGUGUACAGCUACGAGGCACUUGAGUCUCACAACUACGUGCAGUCUGGCUGGGUGGGUCAGUCGCUGGCGCACAAUGUUAAGGAAGAAGUCGUGCUGCGUAGGGGAAUGUCACACCGUCGCAAGCCGUGAACAGUAGACCCCAUCGCGCGUGGGUUUCCGCGACGCCCUCCGGUGAAGUACGGCGGGCGCAGGCUGCACAUGCGUAACCGGACAAGGCGAAGUUUGCAGCCGUGUUGGCCGCUGUGUUAUGGACGAUAUGAAGUACGAAUCCGCAACAUUCUUACGAGUCAUCGGGGGCUUGCGUACCUUUCUUUCCUAUCCAGAAUGCUGCACGGGAACGUUGUUCUUGCCGCCAACAAAAUACCGGGAACAGAGGCGUGACGAUGGAGGCACGCGGAAGUUCUUCCGAUUUACUGAAGCCACCCACUGCUGCAGCAGUUCAGGCGACGAAGGAAAACGAUGCAGCGCGGACAUGCCAGACUUGCACUCAUCGCGUGGCGUGCUGUGCUACGGACACGCGAUUGUGCCUAAAAUACUUCUAUUCAGCUGCUUGUUCGUUCACCCGUACACGACACAGUGAUGGCCAAAUGACUUGCUAUGCGAAUGCAGUAAAUUUUCUGCCAUGAUAGUCACUUCGUAUCGGAGACAGGCGCAUACCGAAGUCACACAAACGCGUACAGAAAGAAACACCAACACAGCAAUGGCACAGUCCAAAGCACGAUGGCAACACUGAGCAUACCCUCUACUACCUCUACCCCAGCAGCUCACUGGUGCGAGGCUGCUCCUCGGAAAAGGUGUAUAGGCACUAUAAGAACACGAUAAAAGCCCUUCUAACCUCUAAUUCUGGCUGAUAUAUCAAAAUGGCCCGAUAGGAGCGCAAGGAACAAAAUUGGCAUUUGCCUAAAAUCCGGUCUCUGGUAAUCACUAGCACUCGGACUACUUAUAAGGAAAAAUAACGUUCCGUGGAUUACAAAACCUACUAAAAUGCUGCUUGUGCGUUACUAUUUGACUCAUGGAAUAAAGAACCUAACAGCGAAGCUGUUGAGCAAAUCAUUCCUUGUGAGUCGAUCGCAAAAAGCUAUCUAAUUGGGUGUACGCCACUGUGCGGCCUAUCGGAACUGUCAU
Molecule: messenger RNA, 5966 nt
Organism: Rhipicephalus sanguineus (brown dog tick)
Lineage: Eukaryota; Metazoa; Arthropoda; Arachnida; Ixodida; Ixodidae
Product: gastrula zinc finger protein XlCGF57.1-like
Exons: 4
Coding region: 499-1638 (379 amino acids)
Source: RefSeq, a predicted model, not a curated record